Hyla sarda is the source of this 3035-nucleotide messenger RNA. It is a transcript of the gene FSD2, whose product is annotated as fibronectin type III and SPRY domain containing 2. NCBI's taxonomy places the organism in Eukaryota, Metazoa, Chordata, Amphibia, Anura, Hylidae. Gene Ontology annotation, molecular function: protein binding. The record is from RefSeq and is a predicted model, not a curated record. The coding region runs from base 467 to 2953 and encodes 828 amino acids. The transcript has 14 exons.
GGAUAAACUUUUCAAAGACCAUGUGUGAAAGAUGUGCCAUGAAAGGAUGUCAUCUGGUCAAGCCCGACUGACAAAAGUUGGAAAUCUGAUGAAGCCUGACAUAGAAUUGAUAGCACACUGUGUUUGUGAUGCAUGGGAAGACAUUCCAGAGGACAUGGUGCAAUGUGCCUUCCAGAAAUGUGGCAUUAAUAAUGCCAUGGAUGGCAGUGAAGAUUUGUAUGAGAACGACAGCAGUGAUGGUGAUGACUGUGAACUCAGUGAUGAUGACAACUUCUAUGCUGAUAACUUCACACAAGCUAAUGUUGAAGCUCAGUUUCGACAUACAGAUGAUGACGAGGAAUCCAGUUUUGAAGGAUCUGAUUCAGAUCCUGAGGCACAGUAAAGACCAGACGUCUCAGAGCUAGUGUCCAGCACAUCUGGAGGCUUCAAGCCUAAUCUACAGCCACAUGCCAAUAUUGGUGAAGUAAUGGAGCUUGACAAAGUGAUGGAUCUUGAAGUUGCCAGAUCAGUUGAUGCUGAUUCAUCUAUAGAUCAAGCAGAACAAUCUGAAUCUAAAGAAGAUGAAAAUGAGUCAGAUCAGAAGGGCCUGAUAUUUUAUCACACUGAUCUGUAUGAUUCACAUGACAGAUUAGAAACAAUUCCUGAAACUGGAAAAGAGGAGCAAGUACAAGAACAGAGAGAUGAACACAAAGAUGAGCAUAUGGCUGCUGCAGACCAGACACGGUUGGAUUUACAGAAAGAAGUAUAUACAUUGGCAAAACUUUAUGGAUUGUCUGAGGAUAAAUAUUCUGAAGAAUAUUCAUUCUUAACAGAACCUUAUAACCAAAUGCCUACGAAACUGAAUGUUCAUUAUCCAGUGCAAACCAUUCCAGUUCCAAACUUAAAGGCAGAGAACCAAGAGACCCAAUCUGAACAAGGAAGUGAACAUCCUAAUGUUAUGGCUGAUGUUCUUCAUACAGACAAAAAGGCUCAAAAAGAGGGUGUCAAAGAAGAAAUCAGAACUUCUCCAGAUACAUCUAGUCAAAGUAAGGAUGAGAAACUGCUGCACCAAGAAAAUGCAACUACUGCCCCUUCAGAUGACAGUUCUGAACAUACAGAUGCCAAACAAGAACAACUUCCAGUUGACAUCUGUGCAGAUCCUAGUUUACAGGUUAACACAGCUGAAGGAACAGAGGUCUCACACAUCGAUUCAAGUAAUCCGGUCAAUGAAGACAGAGAAGAGGCUCCAGAUGUUUUCUGUCUUGUAUGCAAAACACCUAUUAGAGCCUUUGAGAAGUCAUUUGGUACACACAAGGAUCAUGAUGUGAAAGACAUAAGUGCUGCUGUAGAAGACAUCAAGGAAGAAAUACAUAAAAAUAUGUGCAAACUGGAAGAGCAGAUGACACAGAUGGAGAAUUUUGCAGGACACCUUGAGGAGAUGUAUACCACAAUAGAGGAGAUUUCUGGGAAGCAGGAGCAAAAUCUUGAGAUGCAUUACACAGAAGUGAUGGACACUAUUGCGUCGAAGCUUGAAGAAAAAAUGCAAGCUCUUGGGGAAGAGAAAAGACUUAAACUGGAGUCCUUAUUUGGGCAGUUAGUGGACUGUGGGAAAAGUCUUGACACCUCUAAAGAUUUAAUGGAGACAAUACAGCAGUUAUUCAAGCAAAAUGACAGAGUGGAAUUUGUGAAGAAUGCACUUCAUACAACCAACAGAUUGCAACAAUACUUUAAUAUUGACAUCAACUUAAAUAUUUCAACAAAUGCAGAAUUCCAAAACAUGAAUUCAGAAUUCCCUGAUAUGGAACAGGUUCUGGAUUCCCUCAAUACUUUUCCAGUUCCCUCAGCUCCAGUUAUCAACCCUCAGACACCCAAUUCUGCCACAGUGACAUCUCUUCGUGUGUGCUGGAGCCUGUUUUCUGAUGACACGGUGGAGCGUUACCACCUCUACUAUAAACCAGUCUCUGAUGUAACACCAGUAGAGAAACAGGAAGAAUUUAUGAUCAGAGCCAAAGAAACAUACUGCACCGUAACCAACCUGCUGCCAAACACACAGUAUGAAUUCUGGGUUAUUGCAAUUAAUGCCACUGGUGAGAGCCCUGCGAGUGAAAGUGCUGUGUACGUGACAGCUCCAGCCCCUCCUAUCGUUAAAACCAGGGACUGCUUGAGCUGUGAGAACGCUGUUUUAGUCUGUUGGGAAUCUGGGAACAUUAACCCUGUUGAAUCGUACAACGUGGAAAUAUUCAGAGUGACGACAGAGACACAAGAUAAUCUGGUCACUGAGUCUAUUGUUGGGAUUCCCAUCUGUGAAUCUCUCAUCCAGCUGAAGCCUCAUGAGACUUAUCACAUCAGCGUCAGAGCUGUGAAUGUUGGUGGCCCUAGUGAGAGCAGCAAAUCUGUUUCCCUUCGCACCACAGGUUCAUUUUUUUAUCUUAAUGAAGAAACAGCUCAUCCACUCCUGUCUAUUUCUGAUAAUGGAUUUACCAUUUCUUGUGAAGAGGAGGAAAGUCUAGAGGACUUACCUUAUGAUAGCAACAAAUUCUCAAGGUGCAUUGCUAUCAUAGCAAAUCUUCUCCCCUUUAAGGGAAAGCAUUACUGGGAGGUAGAGGUUGAUGAACACACAGAGUACCGGGUUGGAGUAGCUUAUGAAGAUAUAAACAGGAGUGCAGUCUUUGGAGCUAACAACAGCUCCUGGUGUCUCCGACAUAUUCAAACGCCCACAAGACACAGAUAUGAAUUUUUGCACUGCGGCGUGGCUCCAGAUAUUCGGGUGUCUGUACCAAUACAAAGGAUUGGAAUCCUACUUGAUUAUGAUUGUGAAAGAUUAUCAUUUUUUAACAUGGACCUUCUCCAGCACUUGUACACAUUUCAAUGCCAUUUCCGCCAUCUUGUGCACCCAUGUUUUGCACUGGAAAAACCAGGACGUCUGAAGAUACAUAAUAGAAUUCCAAUACCUCAAUCACUCAAUUUGCCCUGAGAAAAUGAAACACCCUCAAAUGAACUGUCAAAUGGGAGAUAGUCCUUAUCUGCUUUGCUGUAAAAUACUCCAAUAAAAUAGA